UCCAUCUCUAGUUCGGUUCCGUUUAGUUCUCUUUCUCCAGAUAAAAUCAACUUCAAUAAACGAUCGGCCAUUGGAUCGCCGCCUGGGCUCACCCGCACCCGCAACAACGUCGCCAGCUCUAUCCGACGACGGCCAUAGCCUAUAAUAACCACCUCCCGCAAUCCCGGAAACUGCCUUCCACCAGCACCGAAAAACGUACGAAGAAGAGGAAGCAGCAACAGCAGCGGCGGCGGAGCAGCAACAACAACAAGAACAAUAACAGAGGAGAGGUGAAACAAAGGAGAAGCCGAAGCCAACUUAAAAACAAUUAAAGCGUCGAUUUGUCGGCGACAUAACGUCGGAAUAUCACGUGAUUGGGCAGCGAAAGUUGGUUCGAUUUAUCCCUGGGAGUGUCACAGCGCCUUUUCUGUUCAUAUCCUAGAUAUCCUGCUUGGAUUUCAGGCUUUACAUAACAUCUGCGGCGGUUGCAGGACCCAUUGAAGGAGAAUUGGGAAAGAAGGAGCUGAGUAAAGCAACUAGUUUAAAAUAUCACCCGCCCUAAGAGACCAACUAAAAGGACCUAAAGCAGCACCAAAAAGAGCUUGAAAAGAUCAGGGAAAGCAGCACUUACCAAAGCACAAAAGAGUUUCAAUAGUAACCGCAAAUAUUCCCCUACCAUAACCAUGAACAACCUAGCCGACACCGUUGUCGUUGAUCCCGGCUUUGGCGGCGGCGACAAGCAACAACAGGCUGGACCAGCUCCGCAGGAUGCCAGUGUGGUGGUGCCACCGCCAGCCACCAAGCAAUCCUCUGCUCUGAAGAAGACCAGUCGCUAUCGGAGCCGCUCGCUAAGUGCCUCCUCCACGGACUCCUUCAGCUCCGCCAGCUACACGGGCAGCAGUGAGGAUGGAGACGAUGUGCCGCCACGCGAAAAAGUCCAAAAGAACUCGCGUGGCAGCUCCGAUUUCUGUGUAAGGAACAUUGCCGCCCAGCAUGCCUUCGGACGCAGGGAAAUCGAGAUUGCGGAACAGGAGAUGCCGGGAAUUAUGGCGCUGAGGAAGCGAGCGGCCGAGGACAAGCCAUUGAAGGAUGCCAAGAUUGUGGGAUGCACACACAUCAAUGCCCAGACAGCUGUGCUCAUCGAGACGCUCGUGGAGCUGGGUGCCAGUGUGCGCUGGGCCGCCUGUAACAUCUAUUCCACACAGAAUGAAGUGGCCGCCGCUUUGGCCGAAUCUGGUAUACCAAUCUUUGCCUGGCGCGGCGAAACGGAGGAGGACUUUUGGUGGUGCAUCGAUCGCUGCGUAAAUGCCGAAAACUGGCAGCCCAACAUGAUACUGGACGACGGCGGCGAUGCCACGCAUUUGAUGCUGAAGAAGUACCCAACCAUGUUUAAGCUGGUGAAGGGCAUUGUGGAGGAGAGCGUCACUGGAGUCCAUAGACUCUAUCAGCUGUCAAAGGCCGGCAAACUGACGGUGCCGGCAAUGAAUGUCAAUGAUUCGGUGACCAAGACCAAGUUCGACAACCUGUACAGUUGCAAGGAGUCCAUUCUGGACAGCUUGAAGCGCUCCACGGACGUGAUGUUUGGCGGGAAGCAGGUGGUUGUCUGUGGUUACGGCGAUGUGGGCAAGGGCUGUGCUCAGGCCUUGAAGGGACAGGGCUGCAUUGUGUACAUCACCGAGAUCGAUCCUAUCUGCGCCCUGCAGGCCAGCAUGGACGGCUUCCGUGUGGUGAAGCUGAACGAGGUCAUCCGCAACGUGGACAUCGUGGUGACGGCAACGGGCAACAAGAAUGUGGUGGUGCGCGAGCACAUGGACAAGAUGAAGAGUGGCUGUAUUGUCUGCAACAUGGGUCACUCCAACACGGAGAUCGAUGUGAACGGUCUACGCACACCGGAUUUGACCUGGGAGAAGGUGCGCUCCCAAGUGGAUCACAUCAUUUGGCCCGAGGGCAAGUACAUUAUCCUCCUGGCCGAGGGCAGGCUUGUGAACCUGAGCUGCUCCAGCAUCCCUUCGUUUGCCGUGUCCAUCACAUCGGCCACCCAGGCGUUGGCCCUAAUUGAACUUUUUAAUGCCCCGCCCGGUCGAUACAAGUCGGAUGUCUACUUGCUGCCCAAGAAGAUGGACGAGUAUGUGGCCAGCCUGCACCUGCCCACCUUCGAUGCUCAUCUCACGGAGCUGAGUGACGAGCAGGCCAAGUAUAUGGGUCUAAACAAGGCCGGUCCUUUCAAGCCCAACUACUAUCGUUACUAAAAAGGGGAGGCAAGAGGCGCAGAUGCGGACAAUAACACACCAGCAAUUAUGAGAAGAAGCAACAACAAGAACAAGAACAACAAACAACGCCAACGAAAGUAUUGUCUUUGCGAAGAAGUAAAACUAUUUAAACAAUUGUUGACACACACACACAAACACACACACGGAACACACAAAAUGAUAAGGAGAAGGAGAACACAAAGUUACUAUUACCAUUGUAUCGCUUAGUUUAGCUCGAGCAGAAUUCUUGGUUGCUUUUUUGUUAGCAUUUAACAACGUCUUCGAUAUCUAGUAUUUAGAACUCGCUUUAGCCGCAGGAGUAUUGUCUCUGUUCACUAACCCCCCCUGGACUCUCUUACUUAACUAUUAACUAAUCUUGCCCCUUGAGAAUUUACACCCCUUGAAAUGUUUUAUAUUGCUGGUUGAAUUUAUUUUAGAUAGUUCGUUCGCUUGCCUAAUUAGUUCUGGUUGAAAUAUCCAACUGAAUAACAGGAUAAUGUCAGGAUUAACUAGUUUCAAGCUGUACUAAUUAUGCCAAGUGAUCGAUAUUUAGUCUCUUGUAUUUGUUUACGUACUUAAUUUGUUAAACGUUUAUGCUGCUCCCCGCUUUUUCACCUUUCGUUUCGUCCGAAGAGGAGUGUUGAUUGAAAUGCAGUGCAAAGUAAUUCCAUUUAUUCAAUUAUAUACACGCUGGCAUAUAUAUCAGAUCGAGAAUUAUAUAUAUAUAUACACUGCAUAUACACACCUUAUAUGUAUAUUAGAAAGAAAAAAGUGAAAAAUGUUUGUAUGAAAAAUUGUGAGAAACGCAAAAACAAUAAAAAAAACAGAUUCUUUAUUGAGCAAAAACCUUUCGAGAUCAUAGAUGGGCUUUGAGCUUAAAGAUCGUAGCAUGUGUAAUGUA
Messenger RNA from Drosophila kikkawai, 3129 nucleotides. It is a transcript of the gene AhcyL1, whose product is annotated as Adenosylhomocysteinase like 1. Lineage: Eukaryota; Metazoa; Arthropoda; Insecta; Diptera; Drosophilidae. Gene Ontology annotation, cellular component: cytosol. Gene Ontology annotation, biological process: L-methionine cycle. The record is from RefSeq and is a predicted model, not a curated record.